Phycodurus eques (leafy seadragon) is the source of this 5512-nucleotide messenger RNA. It is a transcript of the gene micall2a, whose product is annotated as mical-like 2a. The coding region runs from base 418 to 2532 and encodes 704 amino acids. The transcript has 17 exons. Gene Ontology annotation, molecular function: protein binding. Lineage: Eukaryota; Metazoa; Chordata; Actinopteri; Syngnathiformes; Syngnathidae. The record is from RefSeq and is a predicted model, not a curated record.
CUUUGAUCAAUUUAGCACUGUUAAAUUCUGACGAAUGAGCAGUUUCGCGUCAUGUGGCGCAUAACUAGCCCAGCCUCGUCGCUUAUUUCAAAUGAUGUCCAGUAGUAUAUACUAGUUUGAAAUUAGCCUGGAUAAAUUUCUAUACCUACGUGUGAGUUUUGGAAUACUUCUUGUGAACUUUUCUACGCUCGUUCGCGCUGUCUAUUUCGGCGGUUGCGCGUAAUUUUUUUUAAUUUUUUAAAAAUUUUUUUGGGCGCAGACAGAAACUCGAGCCAAUCCGCAUAUUCGCCUAAAACAAGAAGCUAACAAAACAGAACGGGACGCAGCUGAGUGAGUCCAAACCCAUCCCACCCGUCUUCCAGCCUCCUCCUACCUCUUUCACUAGUUCCCAAACAUUAGCGAGCGCUUUUCGGGAGCAUGUCUGCCAUCCAGGCUUUGGAGCAGUGGUGCCGGUUCCAGUGUGUCGGCUACCGGGACGUGAACAUCACCAACAUGACCACGUCGUUCCGCAGCGGACUGGCCUUCUGCGCCCUCAUCCACAAGCACAGACCCGACCUCAUAGAUUACGACUCUCUCCACAUGGAGGACGUGUUUGACAACAACAAGCUGGCUUUUCAGGUGGCGGAGGAGGAGUUGGGAAUCCCGGCUCUGUUGGACGCCGAGGACAUGGUGGCCUUAAAGAUCCCCGACAGACUCAGCGUUCUCACCUACGUGUCUCAGUACUACAACUACUUUAAAGCACGACCGCCCAUAGGAGUGAAGCGGCCGUCGGAGGGUUCCCAGUGGGUGCCGUCGGAGAAGAAGAAUGUCCCAGUGGCUGCCAAAGCCAAGACCGCCAUCAAGAAUCAGGCUCCUCCCACCCUCGCCGGCGGGACCUCUCCCAAGCUGGCAAAAGCUUCGGCUCAGAAGCCAAUCCCCAACAAAACUGGAACGCUUAACAGCAAAUGUGUGGCUUGCAAGAGUCACGUUCAUCUGGUCCAAAGACACUUUGUGGAGGGCAAACUCUUUCACCGGAGCUGUUUCAUAUGCUGCGAGUGUUCCGUCACGCUCCACGCGGGAGGCUACAAGCCGGGGAAGGAUCUGGACACUUUUGUUUGCCGCGUACACCCCGAGAAGAUUUCCAAACCCUCCCGUGAGGGUCGGAUCAAGCCCGCAUCUGGCUUGUUGCAUAGCGCCAUCCACAUCCAGCCUGCGCCUUCCUCCGAGCCCGUCCGUCCCGUCAACCCGACUCAAUGCUGGACCGCCUCGGCGCAGAAGACUCAAGCAGCCCGGCAGAACUUUUUCCAAGCAGUGCCGCCGCCUUCUCCACCGUGGAGGAAGUCCACAGAGCCCUCGGGAAGGCCGGUGUUCCCGCAAUGGCCGCACAUCCAUGGGGGCAAUGCUGGAAAGAAAUUGGCAGAGGAAAACUGCAACAAUAACAACAAACGUCUGUUUACCAUUCGCUCGGCAGAGAGACGAUUUGGAGGAGAGUCCGCACCAGCUGCAAACUCUACUGCGUCAAAAGUCGAGUGCUGCAAAAGUCCAGCAAGGAACUUUCGCACCAGUGAAGAAUCCGCACGUCCCGAGGCGAUCAAAUGUAGCGACCCAAUGCCGGCGACUACCACAGAUCAAUCUUAUGAGAGGCAAUCAAAACCUAAAUCUGUGGAAAGCAAAGCAGAGCCGCCAAGAAAAGACGCGGCAUCCUCCAGCAAACAACAUCGGUAUGACUUCUCGUCUACUUCUUUCUCCAGCGUUUCCACCACUCCGACGAGGCCUCCCCCGACAUCAGUGACCGUACUGCCGCCUCAUCCUGUCACAUUUUCACCAGCUGGCCAAGGGCAUCUGGCCGAUCCUCCCAGGAGGUGCUCGCCUGUCAAAUCCCCUGCAAGAUGGCCAGCUAUGGAGGCCAUUAGCUCGCCAACCUCCGCGGUGGAAAUCCCGUCAGGCGCUAAAAAAGGAAAGUAUUUGUCACCCAUCAACGCCCCCAGCGCUGAAAUGAGGUCACCCUCCCGCACAUCUUAUCACAUCCAGACGGAGCGUAUUGAGCGCGAGCUGGACGACAUCGAGAGCAACCUGGCGCUGCUGGAGAGAGAAGGUGUGGCGCUGGAGAGGAAGCUUCGCCGCUGUGAGGAAGAGGGCGAGGGCGACCUGCUGAUGGACCCGCUGAUGGUCGACUGGUUCAAGCUCAUCCGAAAGAAGCAAAUGUUCAUCAGGAAGGAGUCUGAACUUGUCUACACAGCGAGGACUCAGGAGCUGGAGCGGGAGCAGCCACGUGUCGAGCAGGAACUCCGCAGGCUGCUGGAGAAGCCCGAUCGCGCCAAGUCGGCCGAGGAGCGAGCGCGUGAGAAAAUGCUGAUGCGUAAUCUAAUGGAGAUCGUGGACGGCAGGAACGCCAUCGUGGAGGUCCUGGAUGACGACCGCCUCAGGGAAUUGGCGGAGGACGAAGAGCUGAACACGAUGAUGAAAAAUUUGGGAGUAAAGAAAGGCAAACCUAAAAGGAAGUCCUCCCUCUCAAAACUGUUCGGUCGAAGAAGCAAGCAACGAGUGCAAUAAAAUUGUAAUUGUUAGACAAAAGAUUGCCUUUACUCUUACAACUUUGAAACAUUUUGAGGUGGUCGUGUGCAUAAAGCAGGGUACCCUCAUACCGAUUUUAAACAUCUUAACCGAAUUUGUAAACACAGAGUUCGGUUAACAUUUACGAUUGUCAACUCGACUGUUUUCCAUGCAAACUGGGGAGGAAGAAUCAUUCUUAACACACCCCACACUAAAGGAUAAUCUCUCAGGAUAAUCAUUUGAUAAUCUCCCUUUUCGGCCUUUGAUCGAAAGGGUAGAAAAAAAUGCUCAAAUUAGGCCUGAUUGUCGGCGUGUGUGAACCCUACUUUUGCAGGAUUACUGCUAAAGUCCAACACAAACACUUGUGUAAAAUAUUUGGCUUUGUUUUAGGUCUGGACUUCCUUGGUGAUCUUGUCUUUUUAUUAUUUUGACUGCAGUGUAAAAGAUGUCCAAUUUUGGAAGACAAAUUGUUAUUCACACGUUGUCUUUAGCUCGCUGUCACUUAAUCAUAUGACCUGCACGUCACAUUUCCCAAUGUCACACACAAACAGACACUCAGCUACCUACCAUCUUAUAUUUAUUCUUGAAAAUUCUACCUUUCGAUGAUGUGUCACUGUGUGCUUCUUUAAUGAGUCAUUAAUCUUUUACAACAACAAAAAAUGCAGCCAAUCAGGUGGCGCGAGGUCAAAAGUAGGUCGUCGGCUGCUGAAAUAAUUCCCGCUGAAUUAUGUGCAUAUUAGACACACGUGUAAUCCCUCCACAGUCUCCAAAUUGAGCCAAAUUGAAAUUAUUUCAUUAAUAAUUUCAAUAAUGGAUUUUAACAAAUUUCCUGUAACGACAUUAGCAGGCGAAGAAGACAGAGGAGGAGGGGGACGCGCGGGUCUUGUUAAUUAAGCCACACGUGUUGAGCAGCCUCCACUUUGUACUGUAGGUGGCAGCCUGGCUAUGCUCUAUCACACACACUCUCACACGCAGACACACAAACACACAGCCACCACUUGCAAAAUCCAAUUUGCCACACUUGCAGACAGUUAAUUUCUUUGCUAAUUUUAUAAAUGCUGCAAAAAAAAAAAAAAGACAGAGAAAGUUUGAGCCAUGCCGACACAGUAACGCUAAGUGAAAGAGGAUUAGCUCCAGCGCUAGUUUAUGGCGGCCAAGGCUUAUAAACUAUAGUGCGGCCUUAUCACACGUCUCACGUGCUUUAAUUAAACAUUACUCUUUACUAAUAUCUCCGUGGCGAUUACGCCGCACCUGAGCUGUUGGAACGUGCGGCCUCCUCGCUUUUAGCAUUUUAGUUUGGGAAGGAAAGCGCGCUGUAGCAACUCUGUCCAAUAAAUUCUUUGAGGAUUAGUGUGUGCAUGUGCAAGAGGUGGAAUUAUUGUGCGGAAGAUGAGCAUUCAUGCACCCAGUUUUUUUAUUUUAUUUUCUUUUUUUAUUGCACCCACUUCUUUUGACUGUCUACCUCUUCCACAUUUCACAACAGGUUCAAACCAUUCAAACGUCAAAAGAUUCGCACAAUUCAGGACAUGACGAUAGUCUUUACCAUUUCAAAUUGAAAUUAUUCAACUCAUUCCAAACGAAAUAUUUUCCACAUUCCGGUAAUUCCGGCACGGUGACCGACUGGUUAGAGCGUCUGCCUCACAGUUCUGAGGACCUGGGUUCAAUCCCCGGGCCCCGCCUGUGUGGAGUUUGCAUGUUCUCCCCGUGCCUGCGUGGGUUUUCUCCGGGCACUCCGGUUUCCUCCCACAUCCCAAAAACAUGCAUGGUAGGUUAAUUGAAGACUCUAAAUUACCCGUAGGUGUGAAUGUGAGUGAAUUGUGUGAAUUGUUUGUUCGUAUGUGCGCUGCGAUUGGCUGGCAACCAGUUCAAGGUGCACCCCGCCUCCUGCCCGAUGAUAGCUGGGAUAGGCUCCAGCACUCCCGCGACCCUUGUGAGGAUAAGCGGCUCAGAAAAUGGAUGGAUGGAUGGAUUCCGGUAAUUUCCACAUUUCCCAAAUUUUUAGAGAUAUUCUACAUAGUUAGCUUCUCCUAAGCUCAUUCAGAACAUCUUGGGAACUAUUUUCCACGCUCAAUAAUUCUCAAAUCCCACACUAUACAUGAUUAAAUUCACAAAUUUAAGAGAUAUUUUACACAUUUACCUCCCUUUUACACAUUUCUCGACUAAUUAAAACCAUUCCAACUUCAAAAUAUCCAGCUCUUUUAGGACAUCUUGGGAACUAGUUAUCACAAUUUCACAGUAAAAUUACCAAUUUAGGAAAUAUUUUACAUAGUUACCUUCUCCGUUCAGAUUGCUUGACCAAUUAACACUCUUCCAAUUUCAAAAUAUUAAACUCAUUCAAGACUUUUUUUAAAGAAAUUUUUAUCGCAUUAUCCUCUUCCUUUCACAUUUCUUGACCGAUUCAAACCAUUCCAAUUUCAAAAUAUUAAGCUCAUUCGGGACAUCGUGUUGUUUUUCUUUUCUUUUUUUUAUCACAUUCCCAAGAUUUUUGCAAUACAAUUCACAAUUUAAGAGGUAUUUUCCAUUUUCACCUCUUCCUUCUUUCAUUUCGUGACCGAUUCAAAAGAUUCCAAUUUCCAAAUAUUAAGCUCAUUCGGGACAUCUUGGGAUUUUAUUAUUGUUUUGUAAAUCACAUUCCCCAAAUAUUUGCAAUAAAAUUCCCAAUUUAAGAGAUAUCUUACAUUUUCACCUCUUCCUUCCACAAUUUCAAACCAUUCCAACUUCAAAAUAUUCAGCUCAUUCAGGAUAUAUUGGGUCCGAUUAUCACAAUUCCUCAAAUUCCCAAAUGUUCACUCUAAAAUUCCCAAUUUGUGAGCUAUUUGACCUAUUUUCCCUUCUCCAUGCACAUUUCUCAACCGAUUCAAACCAUUCCAACUUCAAAUCUUACAUGCUGCAUUUCAGUUAAUUCUUCAGCAUUUCAGCUCAGCUAUUCAGCAUUCACAAGCAAUUUCUCCAGAAGUUGCGUUCUCCAGUUUACCUAAUA